Malania oleifera is the source of this 2338-nucleotide messenger RNA. Its product is annotated as nucleobase-ascorbate transporter 3. The record is from RefSeq and is a predicted model, not a curated record. The transcript is spliced from 14 exons. NCBI's taxonomy places the organism in Eukaryota, Viridiplantae, Streptophyta, Magnoliopsida, Santalales, Ximeniaceae. Gene Ontology annotation, biological process: transmembrane transport. Gene Ontology annotation, molecular function: transmembrane transporter activity. Gene Ontology annotation, cellular component: plasma membrane; plasmodesma. Bases 510 to 2144 code for a protein of 544 amino acids.
UUUUUUUUUCGGAUGCGCUUACUAGGUUGGACAGCCGGCGCUGUCCGUCUCAAUGGCAGAAGCGUUAUUCUUCGAAACCUCAGUGUCAUUUGGAAACACUUAACUUCAUAGGAGCUGCAUCUCGCCAAUUGCCAGCCUUCUUCCUCCCCUGCAGCUCGAGUUGCGAGAGAGAACCGAUAACUAAGAAGUAGACCCGCCCCAUACUCCCACACUCGCACACUUUACGUAUUCCCCAAUUCUCCACUUGCCCUGGUUUCUUCAAAAUUUGUCUCAUCUCUCCGUGUGGAGGUGACGCAGCGCAGGGCUCCGUCUCUCUGUAUUAUUGACUGUUAGUGUGCGAUGCUGUACAGUGGAGCGCGUAAAUGAUCUGAUCGGGUGUAUUUUUUUUCCUUUAAUUGGGAGAGGAGGAGGAGAAUCAAUCAGGAGCUAGUCCCCUUCGUCUCCGCCAUUUCUAUGCUCUGUUGUCGGCGAUUCUAAGAAGAAGGAGAAAAGAGGAAGAGGAGGAAGGUAUGGUGGAAACGGGGAACCACUACCCUGCUCAGCCGGCGCAGGUGGCCGCGCCACCUCCCCGACCGCUCGGGAUGGCGAGGGGUCCCGUUUUUCCCCCGGCCGAGCAGCUGCAUCACCUCCACUACUGCAUCCACUCCAACCCUUCUUGGCCUGAAGCAUUUGUGUUGGCUUUUCAACAUUAUAUUGUGAUGCUUGGAACCACAGUCUUGAUUGCCAGUUCUAUUGUGCCUCUAAUGGGCGGGGACCAUGGUGAUAAAGCCCGGGUGAUUCAAAUGUUGCUGUUUGUGGCGGGAAUCAACACGCUGCUUCAAACAUGGGUUGGGGCGAGGCUUCCUACGGUGAUGGGUCCAUCAUUUGCUUUUAUCUUACCAGUCCUCUCAAUCAUCAAGGAUUAUUCGGAUGAGAAUUUCUCUUCCGAGCAUGCGAGGUUUGUCUACACUAUGAGAACCAUCCAAGGCUCCCUAAUUGUUUCUUCCUUUGUCAACAUCAUCCUCGGAUUUAGCAAGACUUGGGGGAAUCUUACACGGCUAUUCAGCCCCAUUGUUAUUGUACCUGUGGUUUGUGUGGUUGGUCUUGGUCUGUUUAUGAGGGGCUUUCCUCAGCUUGGCAAUUGUGUGGAGAUUGGCCUGCCCAUGCUUAUUCUGUUGGUCAUCAGCCAAAUGUAUUUGAAGCGCAUUCACCCACGCGCCCAUGUCAUAAUGGAGAGGUUUGCUUUGCUUUUCUGCGUCGGAAUUAUCUGGGCUUUUGCUGCAAUCCUUACCGAGGCUGGUGCUUACAAUAAUGCUCGGGAUGUGACUAAGCAAAGUUGCCGCACAGAUGGCUCCUACCUUAUGUCAUCCGCUCCAUGGAUCAAAAUUCCAUAUCCAUUUCAUUGGGGUGCUCCUGUAUUUAAGGCUAGCCAUGUCUUUGGGAUGAUGGGGGCAGCACUUGUUUCAUCAGCAGAGUCAACUGGAACAUUUUUUGCUGCAGCAAGGCUUUCAGGUUCCACACCACCUCCAGCACACGUCCUCACUCGAAGCAUCGGUGUGCAGGGUGUCAGCUUGCUGCUUGAUGGGAUAUUUGGUGCCGCUGUCGGCACUACUGCGUCCGUUGAAAAUGUUGGGCUCCUUGGAUUGACAAAUAUAGGGAGCAGAAGGGUGGUGCAGAUAUCAACUGGUUUCAUGAUUUUCUUCUCCAUAUUUGGGAAAUUUGGUGCCUUUUUUGCAUCAAUUCCUUUGCCAAUAUUUGCUGCCAUAUACUGUGUUCUAUUUGGCAUCGUUGCUGCCAUUGGGAUCUCGUUUAUUCAGUUCGCGAACACUAACUCCAUGAGAAACAUUUACAUAUUGGGCCUGUCUUUGUUCCUUGGGAUAUCCAUACCUCAGUAUUUUGUCACGCGCACUGAUCCAGCUGGUCACGGACCAGUUAAUACUAAUGGUGGAUGGUUCAAUGACAUAUUGAAUUCGAUCUUCUCGUCACCGCCUACCGUCGCGAUUAUCGUCGGGACACUGCUCGACAACACUGUCGAGGCGCACGCCAUUGAGGACAGAGGACUUCCAUGGUGGGUUCCUUUCCAACACAAGAAGGGAGAUGUUAGAAACGAGGAGUUUUACAGUCUCCCCAGUAUAUAUAAGUACAUACCAGGAAGAUUUUAUUAGUCAGUACACCUUUCAUAUUUCUUGUAAAAAUCUUUAGUUUGCUCUUCAUCAUAGUUUAGUUCCAGUGUUCCUUCUAUGUGAGAUGAGAUUUUGUUCUAAACUGAAGAUUAAACUGCGUUGCAGUGGGCAAGUCAGCAAUUUUUUUUUUUUGUUUUUUUGGUAAAUACUAAAUAUUAAGCAGCAAAUGUUAUCUA